AUGUUCUGGAAGGCUUCUAUAGUCCUCGUGGCAGCGUCUGCGGCCACCGCAAAGCUUACCUGGGGCGAAACCAAGUUCCUGUUUACGUUCGGAGACUCAUACACCACCGACGGCUUCAACAUCUCGGCAGGCGUGAACUCGCCAACCCCGGGCUUUACGUCUUCCAAUGGACCGAACUGGGUGGAAUUCCUGGGUGGCACGUACAACGUGACAAACACGAAGGUGUUUAACCUCGCAUACGGCGGUGCGACCAUCGACGCCGCGCUCGUCGCCCCAUACUUGCCUACCGUCCUCUCAAUCGUGGACCAGGUCGGGCAGUUCCACGACAUCUUGGCGUCGAAGCCCGAGGGCGCCGAGUGGCAGAGCUCAGACAGUCUGUUUGCCUUCUGGAUCGGCAUCAACGACGUGGGCAACUCUUACUCGUGGACGAAUGUGACCCAGUCCUCGUUCCACGCGACCCUGAUGAAUAGGCUCUUCGGGCAGGUCGAGGAGCUGUACCAGGAUGGUGCUCGUUCUUUCCUCUUCCUCACAGUUCCCCCGACGAACCGCGCCCCGCUCUUGAUCGAGCAGGGCCGUUCGGCGGUGCAGACCAUUGCCUCCUCGCUGGCCGACUAUAACGCGCAGCUUCAAGCAGGCGUGAAGGCGUUCCAGAAGAAGCACCAUGACCUCGACCAAGUCACGGUCUUCGACACCCGUCCGAUUUUCAACACGCUGCUCGACAAUGCCAAGACCUUGGGCUUCGUCAACUCCACCGGAUUCUGCGACGCGUACCAGAAUGGCACGCCCAACCAGACCACCCAGACUGCGCCUUGUGCACCCGUCUCGAGUUAUUUCUGGCUGAACAGUCUCCACCCCCUGUUUACGGUGCACAACAUCCUCGCGCACGCAAUCUCCACCGUUCUUAGCGCUUAG
Messenger RNA from Epithele typhae, 912 nucleotides. Its product is annotated as GDSL lipase/esterase. The record is from RefSeq and is a predicted model, not a curated record. The transcript has 10 exons. Gene Ontology annotation, molecular function: hydrolase activity, acting on ester bonds. Bases 1 to 912 code for a protein of 303 amino acids. Lineage: Eukaryota; Fungi; Basidiomycota; Agaricomycetes; Polyporales; Epitheliaceae.